Molecule: messenger RNA, 500 nt
Organism: Neoarius graeffei (lesser salmon catfish)
Lineage: Eukaryota; Metazoa; Chordata; Actinopteri; Siluriformes; Ariidae
Product: cystatin-like
Exons: 3
Coding region: 20-406 (128 amino acids)
Molecular function (GO): cysteine-type endopeptidase inhibitor activity
Source: RefSeq, a predicted model, not a curated record
AGUUCAAAGCUUAGCAGUCAUGUUUGUAAAAGUUGCAGCUUCACUCUUGGCAGUCUUCUUGGCCGUGACGAGCGCUAGGCAUAUUGGAGCCACAGCAGAUGCAGACAUAAACUGUCCAGAAGUCCAGAAAAUCCUGCAGUUUGCAGUCGCCCAGUAUAAUGCACAUAGCGACAGCAUAUACACCAGUCAAGUUGUUAAGGUGAUCAAACUCCAGGUGCAGGCUGUUAUUGGUGUGAAGUACAUCUUCACUGUUGUGAUGGUCAAAACUUACCCUAAAAAACCAACAGCUGGAUACACAUGUACCAUCCGUCCGAAGCCAAAUUUUGCAAAGCCCUAUGAAUGCAUACUUAUAGUGUGGAAGCAGCCUUGGUCGCACACGAUGAAGCUGAUGUUCAGUACCUGCUAAGAGAAAUCACAUACUCUCCUGCCACCAGGAGUCUUUCAAGAGAUACACUUAAAAAUGUGUCUUAUUGUUCAGGCUAUUAAAAGGUUAUGCUAUU